Molecule: messenger RNA, 3663 nt
Organism: Neomonachus schauinslandi (Hawaiian monk seal)
Lineage: Eukaryota; Metazoa; Chordata; Mammalia; Carnivora; Phocidae
Product: protein phosphatase Slingshot homolog 2-like
Exons: 8
Coding region: 1-3663 (1220 amino acids)
Biological process (GO): negative regulation of actin filament polymerization; protein dephosphorylation; actin cytoskeleton organization
Cellular component (GO): cytoplasm
Molecular function (GO): actin binding; protein tyrosine/serine/threonine phosphatase activity
Source: RefSeq, a predicted model, not a curated record
AUGCAUAACUACUACCCAGGCAGCCUGUUUCUCACCUGGGUGAGUUAUUACGAGAGCCACAUCAACUCAGAUCAGUCGUCAGUCAAUGAAUGGAAUGCUAUGCAGGAUGUGCAGUCCCACCGGCCUGACUCUCCAGCUCUCUUCACAGACAUACCAACUGAACGUGAGCGAACAGAAAGAUUAAUUAAAACCAAAUUAAGGGAGAUAAUGAUGCAGAAGGAUUUGGAGAAUAUCACAUCCAAAGAGAUACGAACUGAGUUGGAAAUGCAAAUGGUGUGCAACUUACGAGAAUUCAAGGAAUUUAUAGAUAAUGAAAUGAUAGUGAUCCUUGGUCAAAUGGAUAGCCCUACACAGAUAUUUGAGCAUGUAUUCUUGGGCUCAGAAUGGAAUGCCUCUAAUUUAGAGGAUUUACAGAACCGAGGGGUACGGUAUAUCUUGAAUGUCACUCGAGAGAUAGAUAACUUCUUCCCAGGAGUCUUUGAGUAUCAUAACAUCCGAGUAUAUGAUGAAGAGGCGACGGAUCUCCUGGCUUACUGGAAUGACACUUACAAAUUCAUCUCUAAAGCAAAGAAGCAUGGCUCCAAAUGCCUUGUGCACUGCAAAAUGGGGGUGAGUCGCUCAGCCUCCACUGUGAUUGCCUAUGCAAUGAAGGAGUACGGCUGGAAUCUGGACCGGGCCUAUGACUAUGUGAAGGAGAGGCGAACAGUGACCAAGCCCAACCCCAGCUUCAUGAGACAACUGGAAGAGUACCAGGGGAUCUUGCUGGCAAGCAAACAGCGGCAUAACAAGCUCUGGAGAUCUCACUCAGAUAGCGACCUCUCAGACCACCAUGAACCCAUCUGCAAACCAGGGCUAGAACUCAACAAGAAGGAGAUCACCACCUCAGCAGACCAGAUUGCCGAGGUGAAGACCAUGGAGAAUCACCCACCCAUACCUCCUGUCUUUGUGGAACAUGUCGUCCCACAAGAUGAAAAUCAGAAGGGCCUGUGUACCAAAGAAAGAAUGAUUUGCUUGGAGUUUACUUCAAGGGAAUUUCAUGCAGGACAGAUUGAAGAUGAAUUAAAUCUAAAUGACAUCAAUGGAUGCUCAUCAGGGUGUUGUCUCAAUGAAUCAAAAUUCCCUCUUGACAACUGCCAUGCAUCCAAAGCCUUAAUCCAACCUGGACAGGCCCCAGAAAUUGCCAACAAGUUCCCAGACUUAACAGUGGAAGAUUUGGAGACAGAUGCUCUGAAAGCAGAUGUGAACGUCCACUUACUGCCUUUGGAAGAAUUAACAUCUCGCCUGAAAGACAUUCCCAUGUCCCCUGAUCCUGAAUCACCGAGCCCCCAACCUAGUUGUCAGGCUGAAGUCUCAGAUUUCAGUACAGAUCGCAUUGAUUUUUUUAGCGCCCUAGAAAAGUUUGUAGAGCUUUCCCAAGAAACCCGGUCCCGAUCUUUUUCCCACUCAAGGAUGGAAGAACUGGGUGGAGGAAGGAGUGAGAGCUGUCGACUCUCAGUGGUAGAAGUAGCCCCUUCCGAAGGGACCACUGAUGACCAGAGAAGCAGCUCUUUGAGUAAUACUCCCCAUGCAUCUGAAGAAUCUUCAAUAGAUGAGGAACAGUCAAAGGCAAUCUCAGAACUGGUCAGCCCAGACAUCUUCAUGCAAUCUCACUCAGAAAAUGCAAUUUCAGUCAAAGAAAUCAUUACUGAGAUUGAAUCCAUCAGUCAAGGAGUCGGACAGAUUCAACUGAAAGGAGACAUCUUAUCUAACCCAUGUCAUACACCAAAGAAGCACACCAUCCAUGAGCUGCCCCUUGAGAGGGCUCAGGCCCUGGAGAACAAACCUGGAAAUCUGGAGCAGAAUGAGGGUUCCUUCACAGCCCAGCCUGAACUAGCCAAAGACUCAGGGAAGUGGGACCUAGAAGGCUGCUUAACUAUACACUCAUCCACCACAGAGUUGGAAGAAGAGGAACCAGCUGAGGAGGAACAAGAGCUCUGGGGCCCAGGAAUGCAUCCAGGUGCCAAGUGGUACCCUGGGUCUGUGAGGCGAGCUACCUUGGAGUUUGAAGAGCGCUUGCGACAGGAGCAAGAGCACCAUGGUGCUGCCCCUGGUUGUACCUCAUUGUCCAUUCGCAAGAAUUCCAAGAAUGAUUCUGCUGUGGCAGACCUAGCACCAAAAGGAAAGAGUGAUGAAGCUACCCUUGAACAUUCUUUUGUCCCUAAGGAACCAGAGAUUAGCAAGGGCAAAGGGAAGUGCAGUGGGUCCAAAGCUGGCUCCCUACCCCAUUCUGAGCAAGAUGCCAUUGUUCCAGCACCUGAGCUGCUGGAGUUUCAGGAGCACCCAGGGUCAGAUACUAGUACAAAGCAGGGAGGAGUCCUGAAGGAGCAGAGGACUGUGGUUUCAUGCCAGGGAUCUGAGACACAGGCAGUCCCUCUUUCCCUUCCCAAAAAGGUGGAAAUCAUUGAGUAUACCCACACAGUUACAUCCCCCGAUCACCCUGGGCCAGGGAGUGGAAGAGCCACCAGCAAAAAGAGUGGGGAGCAAGGACUGAGGAAAGUGAAAGUGGAGGACUCCAUCACCAUCCUCUGUGCACUGGAUGAAAAUCUGAACAGGACUCUGGGCCCCGCCCAGGCUCACCCCAACGUGCUACCUCUGCCUCAUUCUUCCCCUCCUGAGCACGACAGUCCCACCGACCUGACCUCCACCCUGAGCAGCCCUGAAGCCUGGGACAACAGCCUCUUGACAGCCCCGGAGACAGGAGGGCCUUUUGUCAGUCACCCAACCCACAUCCCAUCUGCCAGCUUGGAUUCAGCACAUCCGCAGACUGUAGUUCACCUGGAAGGCUUCACAGAGCAAAGCAGCACCACAGACAACGAGCCCUCUUCAGAGCGGGGGAGCUGGGAAGAAAGUCAGGAGGGCCCCUUUUCCAGUGGCAGUGAAGUACCGUCCAAGGACCCCCAGUUAACUAGUGAAGACCUAAGCCAAAUCAGUGACAAUAUUGGGGAGUUACAAGAAAAACUGGACCCAUUACCUGUAGCCUGUCACCUCCCACAUAGCUCUAGUAGUGACAGUAUAAAGGGUCUCAGCCAUAGCCCCAGCGUGGUGAAGGAGCGCACUAAAGAAAUCGAGUCCCGAGCGAUUUGCCAGGGAGGGCUCACCAAACCAUCCCAAAUGAGGCAUUCUGCUGCGCUCGCCAAGUUAGGUUACUUGGACCUCUGUAAAGACUGUUUAUCGGAGAGAGAGCCUGUCUCCUCUGAUACCCCUCAUCUCAAACUGCUUCAGCCCUUCAUCAGAACAGACUCAGGCAUGCAUGCCAUGGAGGCCCAGGAGCCCUCAGAAAACCCAGAUGCCCCCCAGAACCUAGAACCCACCAAGUAUUUUAUAGAGCAACUCAAAACAACAGAGUGUAUCGUGCAGAGCAAGCCAGUGGAGAAGCCCAUCGUACAGUAUGCCAAAGAAUUUGGUUACAGUCAGCAGUGUUUGCUCCCCAGGGCAGGACCCGAAUUGACUAAUUCUGAAGGAGGCCUUCCUUUGCCACAACCCCAGGGGCUGCAGUGUGCAGGCCCAGCUCCAGGGCUGGCUGUGACGCCCCGUCAGCAGCACGGCAGAACUCACCCCCUUAGGAGACUGAAAAAAGCAAAUGAUAAAAAACGGACAACCAACCCCUUCUAUAAUACCAUGUGA